Molecule: messenger RNA, 1248 nt
Organism: Plasmodium coatneyi
Lineage: Eukaryota; Apicomplexa; Aconoidasida; Haemosporida; Plasmodiidae
Product: NAD(P)-binding protein/reductase
Exons: 2
Coding region: 1-1248 (415 amino acids)
Biological process (GO): sphingolipid biosynthetic process
Cellular component (GO): endoplasmic reticulum membrane
Molecular function (GO): 3-dehydrosphinganine reductase activity
Source: RefSeq, a predicted model, not a curated record
AUGCUCGAUUACGUGAAGAAGUACAUAUACUUCGAACUGCUGCUAAUUUUGCGGGUGGUGAACUACUACGUUCCGUUAGACAGGUACUUGAAUAUCGCAGUGAUAUUCUACCUGACCUUUUUGGGACUCAUUUAUUUGGCCUUUAAGUUUAGGUACCGUGGGGGUAACGGGUCGAGUGGCGUCAGUUGGGCGUUCGCCGGGAAGCACGUAUGUAUAGUGGGUGGGUCCGAAGGCCUGGGCUUGUCGCUGGCCAAGCGAAUCGUUCGGGAAAAGCCGAACACCCUAACCAUCAUGUCGAGGAACACGGCCAAGCUGCGCACAGCAAAGGAAGUCCUACUGCAGGAAGUUAGUAAACAAAAUGCCCACAAGGAUCCCCUCCAAAUAAAUAUAGUUAAAUGCGACAUCGGCAUGAAGGAAUCCAUCAAUGAGGCCUUCCAAAAUGUCCAAACUAAUAAUAGUAUAGAUAAGGAAAAGGACCAAUGGGGAAACCAAUCAAUGGGGAGUGUCCAAAGGAGGAAUAAUCCCCCUCACUCUCAGCAAGAGAGGGGGCAACCCCUAAACGAUGUGGAUGUCCUCAUCUGCAACGCCGCUUACAUCUGUACCGAAGAAAAUAGUAAACUUCAAAUGUACGAUUUGCUAUACACAGUAAAUACAAAUAUUUACGGCCACAUUGAUGUUAUAUCAAGGGUGGUUAAGAAUAUGAAGCAAAAAAGAAAAGGAUUUAUUUUGUUCGUUAAUUCUGAGGGAGCACUUUAUCCCGUUUAUGGCUAUUCCUAUUAUUUAAUGAGCAAAACAUGUCUGUGGACUUAUACAUAUAUUUUAGACCAGGAAUUAAAACACUAUAAUAUACAUUUUUCGAACGCGUUUCUCCCAUCCAUUCAAACUCCGGGGUACGCACAGGAGAAUUUAAAAAAACCUUUUGUCACGAAACGGAUUGAGGAUUUAACCAGCACUGUGGAUUCAGAUUAUGCGGCUGAUAAAGUUGUUCGUAAAGUUAAGGAGGGAAGGAAAUUCAUUACGAUAGAUUUUAACGGCUUCAUGUUGUCCGUUUUGCACAGCGGCUAUAGGAACCCCGAGUCCUACUUUGAUUACUUAGUUUGUGUAUCAUUCUGUGGCGUCUUCGUUUUUGUGUCAUCACUGUACAAACUGUAUAUUGAGCACAUAAUCCGAAGGAACGUCUUCCGCCCGUUGGAGGGUGUACGCCCUGGGGGGGAAUACUACACCGGGGUCUUUUCCCCCUCAAUUUGA